CCUCCUCCAUGCUAACAACUAUGCUUUCGUUCUCUCCAGAUGGAUCCGUGCGAUGGCGUAGUUUCAGCUUCCUCCGCGUCACCGCCUUGGGACUCAUCGUCUCUCUCAUCUCCGCCCUUUCAUUGGGACCGUUCAUUGCUUGGGGGCAGCUUCCCCAGGUCCUCUCCCGCCUCUUCCCUUUCAAGAGAGGCCUCUGCCACGCCUACUGGGCUCCUAACUUCUGGGCGCUGUACAAUGCUUUGGACAAAGCACUCUCAGUUAUCGGUCUGAAAUACAAAUUCCUGGACCCAGCAACAAUACCCAAGGCUUCCAUGACAGGGGGGCUUGUCCAGGAAUUCCAACACACGGUCCUUCCAUCUGUGACUCCACUGGCUACCUUGGCCUGCACGGCGGUCUCCAUACUGCCCUCUGUUUUCUGUCUUUGGUUUAAACCCCAAGGGCCCAGAGGCUUCCUACGGUGCCUGGUUCUCUGCGCGCUGAGCUCCUUCAUGUUCGGGUGGCACGUGCACGAGAAAGCGGUGCUCCUCGCCAUCCUCCCUUUGAGCUUGCUGUCUGUGGAGAGAUCGAGAGAUGCCGGCAUCUACCUGAUCCUGUCCGCUACAGGGCAUCUCUCCCUCUUCCCCCUGCUGUUCACGGCACCAGAGCUGCCGCUCAAAAUCCUUCUCAUGCUGCUGUUCACGGUGUUCAGCUUCUCUUCACUGAAGGCAGUCUUCAGGAAAGAAGGCCCUUUACUUAACUGGCUGGAAACGAUCUACCUCACCGGGCUGAUCCCUCUGGAAAUCUUCUGUGAAAUCGUGUUUCCUUUCACCCCUUGGACGCUCAAGUUCCCCUUUCUUCCUUUAUUGCUCACCUCGGUCUAUUGUGCUGUCGGCAUCACGUACGCCUGGCUCAAAUUAUACAUCUCCGCCUUCAGGGGACCACCAGCCAUCAGGCAAAAAGAGAAAUGAGGAGGCACCAAGUCCUUUGGCGUUUCUCCCGGCCAUUAACCAGUGCUAAGCCCUGAAUUCUCCACAGCGAUUAGGACAACGUGCCACACCACCUCCCAUUCCAGAAGCAGGUCUCGUUUCAUGAAGACCUGGUGGGACCAAGGGAAGAGGAAACCCUCUCAAACAAGCAGAGGCUGGUUCCGGGUUGAGAAAGCCAAGGGAUGAGUUUGAUUAGGACUUUCUUCCAGAACCAGACCUCCGGAAUGACACAGAAGCAAAUACCGGUUGCCUUAAUGGUCCAACGUGGUUUUUAAUUGCUAAAUGUCAAGGACAAUCACUGUUCUCCAACGAAG
This is a messenger RNA of Gekko japonicus, 1279 nucleotides long. It is a transcript of the gene ALG8, whose product is annotated as ALG8, alpha-1,3-glucosyltransferase. The annotation marks the transcript as partial. Gene Ontology annotation, cellular component: endoplasmic reticulum membrane. The transcript is spliced from 7 exons. Gene Ontology annotation, biological process: protein N-linked glycosylation. Gene Ontology annotation, molecular function: dolichyl pyrophosphate Glc1Man9GlcNAc2 alpha-1,3-glucosyltransferase activity. NCBI's taxonomy places the organism in Eukaryota, Metazoa, Chordata, Lepidosauria, Squamata, Gekkonidae. The record is from RefSeq and is a predicted model, not a curated record.